Messenger RNA from Aspergillus homomorphus CBS 101889, 1598 nucleotides. RefSeq lists its product as uncharacterized. Bases 1 to 1407 code for a protein of 468 amino acids. The transcript is spliced from 2 exons. The record is from RefSeq and is a predicted model, not a curated record. NCBI's taxonomy places the organism in Eukaryota, Fungi, Ascomycota, Eurotiomycetes, Eurotiales, Aspergillaceae.
AUGAGCGACGUCCCUGAAAGCACGGCAGUUAUGGAGCCCGAAGAAGUAGAGUCUGAUCAGCAUCCUGCUUCCCUCGACACCCACUCCUACGAGUCCUCCGAGCCUCCAGAAAGUGUGGUAUUAGUGCCACUCAGACAACCCGAAUUCGGUACUCACCCAGCUUCUCCCGACACCCAUCAUGAGUCCUCUGGGUCCCCCGAAUUCCCAGAAGAAGUGGCAUUGGCACCACUCAGAGAAGCAGAAUCUGCUACUCACCCAGCUUCUGCUGAUACCCAAUCCCACGAGUCCUCCGAGUUUCUAAAAGGCGUGGCAUUGGCACCACCCGAAGAACCAGAAUCCGAUCGUCACCCACUCUCUUCUGAUGCUUACUCUCACGAAUUCUCUCGUCCUCUAGGAGGAUUGGCGUCGGAGCAACUCAGAGAGCCAGAAUCUGAUAAUCACCCAGUUUCUUCUGAUAUUUACUUGCACGAGUCCUCUGAGCCUCCAGGAGGCGUGGCAUUGACACCACUUGAAGAACCUGAAUCUGAUGGUUACCAAGCUUUUACCGGAACUCACCCCAACGAGUCCUCCAAACAGGCAGGAAGCUUGACGCUAGUGUCACCCAGAGAAGAACCCGAUUAUCACCUAGCUUCUUUCGACACGCACUCCCAGGAGUCCCCCAAACUAGGGCGGUCACCCUCACCAGCCAAUCCCUACGCUACGGCGCCCGUCACCCUUAGACUAGGCGAUACCUUCUAUACAAUCCCAGAAUAUUUCCUUCGUCCCUACAGUCACCUCCGGUACGAUCCCCAUGGUAAGACAGGAACCUACGAGGACCCUCAUACCGGAUGUCGCAUAUCAUACCAUGCCUGGUUGAAGGCCCAUCCUUUUGGCGCGCGCACAAUCGUCCAUUAUCUCUACACCGGCGAAUACCUGGCGAUCGACUGUCCUCCGCUUGAGGGCGGCGCCACUACAGCCGCAGAACAGAGCCGGAUUUACCUGGAAGAUGAGUUCCUGCGUGCCGCUUUCACGUACACCGACGCCGCGCGGUUCGAGAUAUCUGGAUUGAUGAAAAUAGCGGGAACCCAGCUGGAGGAAGUUGGAAGGAGGGUUUCACUGCUGCUGGUCUUGAACAUUGCGCGAGCGACGUAUUUAAUGGAUUCGCUCGAGAAGGACGAUGGCUGGUAUAAGGGCUACCUGAAGAGGAGGUUGAUGGUCGAGUUUGCGAAAAAUAGAAGGAGUUUCAGGGAAGUGUUCUGGAAGUACGGGGUUGGGUUGAAUGCGAGGCUUGAUAAGUUUCUGAUGGAUGAGGUGUUGCGUCUUUAUGAGCUUGCUGAUGCCAAGGCGAAUGCCAAUGAGCCGGCUGAAGAGAGUUCAGGUGCGAGGGAGACCAUGGGGUGCGAUGGUGAAGGUGAGGCUGUGGUUUGAUGCUUCGCAAGAAAAAGAACUACGUGAGGAGUAGAAGGUAGGCCAGUCUGUCACGUUGUUCUUCGGGGGAAAGCGUAGUCGGAUAGGAAGUGUGCUGGGGACCGAAAGGUUGCUGGACAGCAUACCGGAGGUCAUUGAUUUCUUGUUUUUUUAGGUAGUUAUAGAUGCGCUCAAGUAUAUAAAUUCACUCG